UCCCCUUGUUCCUGUGUCUCUCUCCCUCCCAGCGUUCAGUACAUUGACCUUCUGUCUGUUUUCUGACGAUCCUCUAAUGUGAAAGAGCUGAACGCUGACAAACGACAAUGUCUUGGGUCUUCUGGAAUUUUCUUUGCUUGUUUCUAAUACACUGUGUGAGUGCUGAAGUCUUCCUAAACACUCGAGAUGCCAGUCAGGUCCUGAGCCGGCGUCGGCGCGCCAACACCAUGUUUGAGGAGCUGAAGAAGGGAAACAUGGAGCGCGAGUGUAUUGAGGAGCGCUGCAGUUAUGAGGAGGCCAGAGAAAUCUUUGAGGAUGUUAAAAAGACGGAGGAGUUCUGGCACGUGUAUGUCGAUGGAGACGCGUGUUUGUCCCACCCGUGUCUCAACGGCGGCGAGUGUAAAGAUGCAGUCGGGCCGUACACGUGUUACUGUCAGCAAGGCUUUAGGGGCUACAACUGUGAGAUCGUUAUUCCUGCGCUCUGCGAGAGCGAAAACGGAGGCUGCGAUCAUUUCUGCAGGGUGGAGAAGAACAACGUGGCCUGUUCGUGCGCUAAAGGCUACCAGCUGGCCGCUAACGGGAAGUCGUGUCAGUCUCAAGAUCCUUUCAAAUGUGGCGCCGUUUAUCCUCCGAAGACCAGAAGCCUCUUAAGCACCUUACACAUCAACAACACCAAGAAUGAAGAAGAAGAGGAGACACAAGCCGAGACCACCGUCGAGCCUGUCGUAGUCACCACGAAACCUCCCGUCAACGAGAGCGGCAGCAUAUUCGGCUUAGUCGAGCAGGAGAGCGUGGAUCUGAUGGAGGAAGAACCCAUUCUGCCUGUAUCCUCUGGGGGAGGCCAAAGAAUCGUAAACGGUGUGGCUUGUUCUCCUGGAGAUUGUCCGUGGCAGGCUCUUCUCAUCAAUGAGGACAACAUCGGCUUCUGCGGCGGCACCAUCUUAAACGAGUACUUCGUCCUGUCGGCCGCUCACUGCAUGAACCAGUCGCUCUCCACCCGGGUGGUUGUAGGUGAGUACAACACGUUGGCCAACGAUGGUCAUGAGGCGACGCACGACGUGGACGAAAUUCUGAUUCACAAGAACUACGUUUCCGACACCUACCACAACGACAUCGCCCUCAUCAAGCUCAGCAAUCCCAUCAAAUUCACCAAAUUCAUCAUCCCCGCCUGCCUGCCGGAGCGCGAGUUCGCCGAGCGCGUGCUGAUGCUGCAGGAGGACGGUUUGGUGAGCGGCUUCGGGCGCGUGCGCGAGGGAGGCCUCCAGUCCACCAUCCUGCAGAAGCUGACGGUGCCGUACGUCGACCGCGCCAAAUGCAUCGAGUCCAGCAAGUUCAAAAUCUCCAACCGCAUGUUCUGCGCCGGAUACGACCAGGAGGAGAGGGACGCGUGUCAGGGCGACAGCGGCGGGCCGCACGUGACGCGCUACAAAAGCACCUGGUUCGUGACGGGCGUGGUGAGCUGGGGUGAAGGAUGCGCCCGGAAGGGCAAAUACGGCGUCUACACGCAGGUCUCCAAAUACAUCACGUGGAUCCAUAACGCCAUGUCCAAAGUCAUGCCGCAGAUGGAAGCGUCUAUAAAACCCAAAGCAAAGCGGGAGCUGCUUCAGAAGACGCCCGUACGAAGAGUCUGACGUCAGAGUGAAUUAACUGUCUUAAUUCAUGCUGAUUCAUCAAUGACAUUAUUCAUUCUGUUUGCCUUCAUAAUCUUUUACAUGCAUGUAAUGCUGGUGCAUUCAAGUCAUGUCGGAUAGAUCGUUCUUACGAGUUGAACGCCAAAGGAAACUCAAAACUUUCUUUAAUUCUUGAGCUAAGAGCAUGAGUGAGAGAACAUUUAGGAUGCAUUGGAUGUAGUACUGUUCUGUAUUGAUGGUAAAUCUGUUUAAAAGAAUUAAAUCUGAUAUACAGUAGUCAGUAUUUGAACUGGAUCAAAACCUUUCAUCAAAGUUGCCCUAAAACCAAAACAACACCUGUUCGUGUCUUUGGACAACUUUGAUUAACUUUUUUGAUCCACUUCAAAUGUGGACUACUGUAUUUUGUCAUUUAAAGCUGCAUAAAAUACUUUGACAUGACAAAAAUAUAUUACUAUUUGAAUAUUUAAAUUUACAGAACCAUCAUAAAUGGUAUAAAAAUAAUGAAAUUAUUGAUGUUUUAGAAGUAGAGAUAAAAAAAAACAUGGAUUUUAUUGACCAAAGUGACUUGAUCGCACCUGAUGUCAUAAUUAUGACUUGACUCGUAAAUACAAACUUUCCACGAGGACUUGAACGCACUAAAAAUUACUCCAGUUAUGAACAAUCUCAUCAAACCCUCAUUGAAAAAAUGAUGUUAUUUCUAGCUAAAUUAAUCAAACGGUUUGUCAAUGCUGUUGACUAUCGUCCAAAUGAGAUGUUUCAGUUUUAAUAAAGACGGCACAAUUGAUUUUUAAGCUUGUUCCUAUCAUAUUCGUAUCAUAUGAAAUCAAAAUCUGAUUAGGA
This is a messenger RNA of Labeo rohita (rohu), 2471 nucleotides long. RefSeq names its product coagulation factor X (gene f10). Lineage: Eukaryota; Metazoa; Chordata; Actinopteri; Cypriniformes; Cyprinidae. Gene Ontology annotation, cellular component: extracellular region. Bases 108 to 1631 code for a protein of 507 amino acids. Gene Ontology annotation, molecular function: calcium ion binding; serine-type endopeptidase activity. The record is from RefSeq and is a predicted model, not a curated record. Gene Ontology annotation, biological process: blood coagulation; proteolysis. The transcript has 8 exons.